Molecule: messenger RNA, 4092 nt
Organism: Leopardus geoffroyi (Geoffroy's cat)
Lineage: Eukaryota; Metazoa; Chordata; Mammalia; Carnivora; Felidae
Gene: ARHGAP28
Product: Rho GTPase activating protein 28
Exons: 19
Coding region: 141-2477 (778 amino acids)
Biological process (GO): signal transduction; regulation of actin filament polymerization; negative regulation of stress fiber assembly
Cellular component (GO): cytoplasm
Molecular function (GO): GTPase activator activity
Source: RefSeq, a predicted model, not a curated record
UAAGUCCCUGCUAAUAGGGCUGCCCCGCGGGCGGGGCCGGCUUCCCGGGGCGCCCCUGACAGCUGCGGGAGCUAGCCCCUACCUAGGAGCUGGACCGGCCCCACCACCCCUCUGGUGACCGGGCCCCGGUGCGCUGGUCCAUGCUGGUCCCCGCCUUUGUUCUCGGGCCGGAGCGGGGACAUGCACGGCUGACGAUGGAAGUGGAGGACUCGGGCGGCGUGGUGUUGACCGCCUACCACUCGUACGCUCGCUCUCAGCCGCCCAGCUCCGAGCCGCGCUGUGCGCCCAGGGCCGCCGCCAGCCACCCGGGCAGCAGAAAAUCUAUUCCUCGCUGCCGAAGAAUUAACAGAAUGCUCUCCAAUGAGUCCCUACAUUCGCCUGCAUUUAACCGUUCCAACUCACAAGCCUCCAUAGACAGCACCUCCAUGGAGGACUUCUUGCGGGAAAUAGAAAGCAUUAAAGAGAGUAGCAUGAGAGCACAGGAAGAGCAGAUACCAGCUGAGGUCAAGCCUGUGGAUGAAGGAGAACUCGAAGCAGAGUGGUUGCAAGAUGUGGGUUUAUCAACCUUGAUCUCGGGUAAUGAAGAGGAGGAUGGCAAAGCCUUGCUCUCUACGCUGACUCGAACCCAAGCAGCUGCAGUGAAAAAGAGAUACAAUACUUACACUCAAACCAUGAGAAAAAAGAACAAGCAAUCUGUUAGGGAUGUCAGAGACAUCUUUGGAGUCAGCGAAUCUCCUCCAGAUGAUUUUUGUUGUAUCCCAGCUCCUCUUUUGGAAAUGAUCCUGGAUGAAGAAGUGAUAUCAGCAAUUCCCUGCAGAAAUGGUCAACUGCCAGAUGAUACCUGUGACAAUCAUACUGCUCAGUUGGAUGGUCCCCAGGAGGAAAAAGAGCUGCCAGGAGUUAUGAAAACAAGUGAUUCCUUGCCAGAUGAUGCUUCUCUCAACAGUACCGCCCUGUCAGAUGGGUCCCCAGAUGAAGAAGGGAGUUUUACAGUUCCCAGGAGUGGCUCUGUGUCUAUACUUGAGACCAUUCCAGCUCUACCAGUUCAUUCCAAUGGAUCUCCAGACCCUGGACAGUCAGUUCAGAAUGCAGUGAGUGAUGAUGUUUAUCUGGAAAAGAACAUUCCACCAGAAACUGAAGAGCUGUCCUUCGAAGUAUCUUAUUCAGAAAUGGUUACAGAGAUUCCAAAAAGAAACAAAUUUAAGAAGUCCGAAUUUAAGAAAGAGGACUUCACCUUAACUAAAUUUAUUGUCCAGAAAACCAGAUUCGGUCUAACUGAAGCAGGAGACCUGUCUUCUGAAGAUAUGAAGAAGAUCCGCCAUCUGUCUCUGAUUGAACUGACCGCCUUUUUUGAUGCCUUUGGAAUCCAACUGAAAAGAAACAAAACUGAGAGAGUAAAAGGACGAGACACUGGGAUUUUUGGAGUUCCGCUCACAGUCCUGCUGGACAAUGACCGAAAGAAGGAUCCUGGAGUGAAGGUUCCCCUGGUGUUGCAAAAAUUUUUUGAGAAAGUUGAGGAAUCAGGCCUGGAAUCUGAAGGAAUUUUUCGACUUUCUGGAUGUACCGCCAAAGUCAAGCAAUACCGUGAAGAACUGGAUGCCAAGUUUAAUUCUGAUAAAUUUAAAUGGGACAGAAUGUGCCAUAGAGAAGCUGCAGUAAUGUUGAAAGCAUUUUUCAGAGAACUACCCACCUCUCUCUUCCCCGUGGAAUAUAUACCUGCCUUCAUCACUCUAAUGGAAAGAGGGCCUCCCAUCAAAGUACAGUUUCAAGCUUUACACCUCAUGGUCAUGGCACUGCCCGAUGCCAACAGGGACACAGCUCAGGCCCUCAUGACAUUCUUCAAUAAAGUGAUUGCCAACGAAUCAAAAAACCGAAUGAGUGUAUGGAACAUUUCUACUGUAAUGGCACCAAACCUUUUCUUCAGUCGAAGCAAACAUUCUGAUUAUGAAGAACUACAGUUAGCAAACACUGCAGCCCACAUCAUCCGCCUAAUGCUUAAAUACCAAAAGAUUCUGUGGAAGGUUCCAUCUUUCCUAAUCAUGCAAGUCAGGAGAAUGAACGAAGCUACAAUGCUGUUAAAGAAGCAGCUCCCAAGUGUCAGAAAGUUGCUGAGGAGGAAGACCAUAGAACGAGAGGUUAUAAGCCCCAAGACUUCAAAGGUACUACAAAAAUCACCCUCUUCAAGAAGAAUGUCUGACGUGCCGGAAGGAGUCAUAAGGGUCCAUGCUCCACUUCUCUCUAAGGUGUCCAUGGCCAUUCAACUCAAUAGUCACACCAAAGCCAAAGACAUACUGGCAAAAUUUCAAUAUGAGAACAGUUAUGGUUCGUCAGAAUGCAUUAAGAUUCAGAACCAACGGUUAUAUGAAAUUGGAGGAAAUAUAGGGCAGCAUUGCUUGGAUCCAGAUGCUUAUAUAUUGGAUGUAUAUCAUGUCAAUCCUCAAGCAGAGUGGGUGAUUAAACCCCAACCAAGUUUUUGAAACACCCUCCAGGAUGGCAGCUAUCAUGUAUCACAUGCCAAGAAGAUUCUGCAUGUGGUAGGGAAAAAAACAAGACUACUUUUGACAUGUUUGCUCCAAUAACUCUCUUGGUGUUCCUCAGCCCAAGUGGUGUCUCCCAGCAUUGUCAACAUGAACCAUGGAGGAGGCACUGGUUGGCUGUUUGAGCUGGGGCUUUCUCCUAUGAUUCCUUGAUAAGAGUGAAGGAAAGAUGAUGCGAUCCUUCCAGAAGAAAGGCCAAUCUAGUAUGUGGAACUCUAAUCAUUUCUAGUACUUUGGUUUCAUAUCAGAAACGAAUUUGGCCCUAUACCUAGAAAUAAGAAACACUUCUUUAUGUAGCAAAUGCUACCAAAGACAAAAGGUAGAAGAGAAUUGUUUUCAUACCUGUGUUAUAUACAUAGGUGGACCUUUUUGAACAAGAAUGCCAGAAAUAUCAAUAAUUUUUGCUCUGUAAAAUAAUCCAGAUCUACUUUUCAAAGGGAAUCGGUUCCUAAAGUUAUGCAUACAAUAUUUAUGCUCUGACUUGCUCCCAAAUUGGAGGAGGGCGAACUCCUGUUGAAGGAACACUGUAUUGUUAUGUAUGUUGUACUGUAUUAUGACUAUCAGCAUUCUGGUGCAAAUGACCAUUUCUCUAUCGUGGACUAUUGAAAAUUGAUAAUUUUAAAGCUUUUCUGAGGAGCACUGGUCCGUAUAGCAAAGGUUAGUAUGAAAGAGGGUGUCCUUAUUCUUUCGUGACCUUCUGCGUGGUUAAUAGUCACAGAACCACUAUUUUCUCCUCAUGAUUCUGGUGCUCAACGAAUAGCUUUCUCUGUGCCAGACACAGAUUUCCUUUCCUGAUCAAACAUAUCAUUUUUUAUAUUUCACAACUGUAGAUAGUCACUUCUGCCACCCCAAUUUAAAAAUAUAGAACUGCCUUUAUCCAACUGUUCUUUAUCCAAGAAUACUGAAAAAUAGUGUCAUAUCCAGAUUUUAUAUGCUGUAAAAGCAUAUUUUGUUUCUGUUCAUCAACCAUAGACAUGGCCAAGCACUGUGGACUAGCCUCAGGCUUUAAAAUCAGAUGCAGUUUUGGUGAGCUGGAAACUGUCUCACUGUGAAGAUCCUGUGGAGGCAUUUUCCAGACCGGCACUUGGUGAGAACAUACAGUUCUCCACGAGCUAAUGGAGAGCAAAUCUGAAAUGUGCCAAGGGGUCAGACGGCUCUGCCUUUCAUCUUGAGACUGCAGAUACAGUUCUUCUAGGGUCAGUAGAAUUGGGGACAGAAAUCUCAUUUAUCCCACAUGCAUGCUUUGGAUUAGAAUCCACAGAUUGAGAUUUUGAUGAAUUUGUAUCAAUUUUAAUGAGAUUUAAUGCCCAGAUGACUCUCUUUUGCAGUUCAAACAAUAAAGUUGCUCACAGAUACAGAAGACAUUUCAUCUACUUACCAAUUCUCAAAACGUAAUGUGAUGAUAACUGAAGCCCAUGUAUAGAAGAAAUCUUUUAUAUGCUGCAUUAUGCCUUGAUAUCUCUUAAAACAUUGUUUGUAUUCACCAUGUAGAUAAUUGUGUUUCUGGCCACUAAUAUUUUGUUAUAUUUUUAUAAAAAACUCAAAUAUCCAUUCA